AUGGCUGAAGCUGAUGCAAUAGCACACGCUCUUGCAGGAGCUGGUGGUGGAGCAUUGAGUAUGAUCAUCACGUAUCCAAUGGUUACACUUUCUACCGUGGCCCAAACAGGUACUCACAAGGAUACUGAAGAUUCAAAGACCUGCUCCGGCGAACCCACUCAGCUUCAUUACAAGAUUAUCAAAAGUCUUAGGAACAAUUCCAGUUAUCGUGCUGCUCAAAAAAUCAUCAAGGAGAAGGGAGUUCUAGGACUUUAUUCUGGACUUGAAAGUGCUCUCUAUGGGAUUACCUGGGCUAACUUUGUAUACUACUAUUUCUAUGAGUUUGCCACCAAGUUUUUGUUGGGUCGUAAAUCACCAGCUAAACGCGCUAGGGGUCUUACUACGCUAGAAAGUAUGUUAGCAGGAGCUGUUGCUGGUGCACUUACAUGUGUUGGAUCGAAUCCUUUAUGGGUUGCAAAUACACGUACUAUGACUGCAAAAAAAGCUGAUCCUGGACAAUCCAAAUCCGCUAUUCGGAUGAUGAUUCAUAUUGCCGAAACAGAAGGAAUUGGUGCAUUAUUUAAUGGAGUUUUCCCAGCAUUGGUAUUGGUUGUCAAUCCUAUUAUUCAAUACACCAUAUUUGAACAGAUCAAAAAUUCUAUUAUUGCCAAUAAAGGACGUAAGGCCUUCACACCCGGUAAAGCGUUUUUCAUUGGAGCUUUUGGUAAAUUAAUAGCCACAGCUUUGACAUAUCCAUAUAUCACUUUGAAAUCUAGAAUGCACUUGCAGGCUAAGAAGGUAAAGGAAGAAGGCGGAGUGCCGGAGUUAACCAUGUAUCAAGAGAUUAGAAAGAUUUUACGUGAGGAAGGUGUGGAUGGGUUAUAUGGAGGACUAAGUGUGAAAUUAAUCCAAUCAAUUACUACUGCUGCAUUUCUUUUCUAUUUCAAGGAAGAAUUACUUUCUUCAAGCGUACGAGCCGUACAAAUGUUAAGAUUGAUGAAGGCUAAAAAGGCUAUGAGAUAG
This is a messenger RNA of Lizanozyma spartinae, 1002 nucleotides long. RefSeq lists its product as uncharacterized. NCBI's taxonomy places the organism in Eukaryota, Fungi, Ascomycota, Pichiomycetes, Serinales, Debaryomycetaceae. Bases 1 to 1002 code for a protein of 333 amino acids. The transcript has a single exon. Gene Ontology annotation, cellular component: peroxisomal membrane. The record is from RefSeq and is a predicted model, not a curated record. Gene Ontology annotation, molecular function: NAD transmembrane transporter activity; FAD transmembrane transporter activity; coenzyme A transmembrane transporter activity.